This is a messenger RNA of Arthroderma uncinatum, 3312 nucleotides long. Its product is annotated as C2 domain-containing protein. The record is from RefSeq and is a predicted model, not a curated record. Bases 1 to 3312 code for a protein of 1103 amino acids. Gene Ontology annotation, molecular function: phosphatidylserine decarboxylase activity; calcium ion binding. NCBI's taxonomy places the organism in Eukaryota, Fungi, Ascomycota, Eurotiomycetes, Onygenales, Arthrodermataceae. The transcript has 7 exons. Gene Ontology annotation, biological process: phospholipid biosynthetic process.
AUGGUCCGCCUACCACUCCCUCAUCGACGCAGUGGGAACAAGUCCCCGAAGAUUGGGACUCCUCCUUCCCAGGAUGACCUCUCUGUCUCCUCGUCUGGCAUCACAGAGACAAAACAUCCGUUGAUCCUGAAGACCCAGGUUAUUAGUGGCCGCAAUUUAGCUGCAAAGGACAGGAAUGGCAUGAGUGAUCCUUAUCUGGUAGUCACAUUAGGCCAUGCCAGACAGUCCACGCCCACAAUUAGCAAGACUCUAAACCCAGAAUGGAAUGUCUGCUUCGACUUACCCAUUGUUGGCGUCCCGCUGCUCGAGUGCGUGUGCUGGGAUAAAGAUAGGUUUGGGAAGGAUUACAUGGGUGAAUUUGAUAUCCCUCUAGAAGAUAUCUUUUCAAACGGUCAGGUUCAGCAGGAUCCCCAAUGGUACGAUCUUCAGUCAAAAUGGAAGACAACUAGUAAGAAGAACAACGACGUUUCCGGCCAGAUCCAGCUGCAAUUCUCUCUCGUCGAUCCUACAAACCCUUCCGCCUCCCCAGAACAGAUCCUUUCGAGGUUCAAAAACCUCAUCCGCAACAGCGACGACGAGGACGAAGAUGCCACGCCUACGACGUCUGGAGACAAUGAUGAAAUUGGAGAAAGCUCGAGGGAGGACCUGUCCAAGCCAGAUGAUAUUGCGAAGCAACGGCAAAAGUCUAAAGUUGCGCGUCUAAAGCGGAGGUCGAUCGCGGUGCGUGCGUAUGAAUUCUGCGGAGCGAAGGAUGGAGUGGUCGGGAUAGUUUUUAUUGAAAUAAACAAGGUUCUGGACCUGCCUCCAGAAAAGAACAUGACCCGCACAUCAUUCGAUAUGGACCCUUUCGUCGUCACCUCUCUCGGCAGAAAGACCAUGAGAACCCGCGUUAUUCGUCAUAAUUUGAACCCAGUCUUUGACGAAAAGAUGGUCUUUCAAGUCAUGAAGCAUGAGCAGUCUUACUCGAUCAGCUUCACAGUCAUCGACAGAGAUAAGCUGUCCGGAAAUGAUUUCGUUGCAUCCACAAACUUCCCCCUGCAAUCCCUCAUUCAAGCCGGCCCCGUUGCCGACCCAGAGACCGGGUUAUACAAACUCCUCGACCUACCCUCCGACCCAGUCGAGUCUGUUCCUCAAUCUGCCACCAAAUCCUCAAGAUUCCGACUCGCACUAUCACGUUCGUCCUCGGCGUCGAAUCUUACCAAAAUGCCAAAAUCAUCUUUGAAAUCUAAAUCUUCAGCGGCGUCGUUGGCUAGCCAGUUUCAGCAGGAUCAACAACAGGCGCCGACCUCCAACCCCGUGCCUCAGAAUGAUCCUACCGGGCUACUGAACGUCCCCGGAACUGCCAGUCCAGUUUACACAGAGAAGUGCGGCCUCCCUCCCACUAACCCUGACACAGAAGUAUUCAAACAUUACGUUAUACCUCUAUCUUUAAAAAAUAAAGAUAGGUGGGAAGACAAGCAUAACCCGGAGCUGCAUAUAAAAGCAAAGUAUAUGCCAUACCAAGCCUUAAGACAACAGUUCUGGCGCGUCAUGCUACGUCAAUACGAUGCUGAUGAGAGCGGGCGUAUCAGCAAAAUCGAAUUGACCACCAUGCUUGACACUCUAGGAUCGACAUUGAAGGAUUCGACAAUCAAUGGAUUUUUCCACAGAUUUGCUGCUGAAAACGAAACGACCGGCGACACGAUGGAUCUCACUUUCGAUCAAGCCGUGAUCUGUCUUGAAGAGAAGCUGCAGGAGUUGCAAAAGAAGACCGUAGGCGCCACGAUGUCUCAACUGGUGCAGUUCCCAUCGUCCUCUUCAGGGCCGUUAGAAAGUGAGAUCCUACCCGAUAAUGAGGAGGAGGACGAUGAUGACCUCACCCCUGCUGGCGGUAUUAGCCUUACUUUAAACCCUUCGUAUACUAACCUUACUGGAGCAGUUUCAGCCACACCUAACCGCGAUGAAUCAGUCUCUGGUAGCGAUGAGGGUACGAGCUCUCCUCAAGGUGACCUCACUGAUCUCACUGAUGAAAGAGGUGAAGAACACGUUAUCGAGAUUCGAGAGUGUCCUCUAUGCCAUCAGCCUCGCCUGGGUAAACGCUCCGAUGCCGACAUCAUCACCCACCUGGCUACAUGCGCCAGCCAGGAUUGGAGACAAGUCGACAACUUGGUCAUGGGCGGCUUUGUAACAUCCAGUCAGGCGCAGAGGAAAUGGUACAGCAAAGUCAUUACCAAACUAUCGUACGGUGGAUACAAGAUUGGCGCCAACUCGGCAAAUAUCUUGGUCCAGGACCGCUUGACAGGCCAAAUUAACGAAGAGAAAAUGAGCGUAUACGUUCGAUUGGGUAUUCGGUUACUAUAUAAGGGGCUGAAGAGCAGGGAUAUGGAAAAGAAGAGGAUUCGGAAAAUGCUUAAAUCUCUGAGUAUCAAACAAGGUCGCAAAUACGAUGACCCAGCCUCUUCCAGCCAAAUUGACGCGUUCAUCGCAUUCCAUCAACUCGACAUGAGCGAAGUCCUCCUCCCCCUUGACCAAUUCAAGACAUUCAACGAAUUCUUCUACCGCGCCCUGAAGCCUGAUGCUCGACCUUGCUCAGCCCCCGAAAACCCCGACAUUAUUGUCUCUCCCGCUGACUGCCGCUCCGUGGUCUUCGACCGCAUCACCGAAGCCACUCAAAUCUGGGUCAAGGGUCGCGAAUUUUCCAUCGAGCGACUCCUCGGUAAGGCAUACCCCGAGGAUGUCGAGCGUUUCAAGAACGGCGCACUUGGAAUCUUCCGUCUCGCCCCACAAGAUUAUCACCGUUUCCACAUCCCUGUUGAUGGUGUCAUGGGUACACCCAAGACCAUAGAGGGAGAAUACUACACUGUGAACCCAAUGGCCAUUCGCUCUGCGUUAGACGUCUAUGGCGAGAACGUACGAGUUAUUGUCCCCAUCGACUCUGUUGCCCAUGGCCGCGUGAUGGUCAUUUGCGUCGGUGCGAUGAUGGUCGGAAGUACCGUCAUCACACAGGAAGCUGGCGCAAAAGUGUCUAGGACGGAUGAGCUCGGAUACUUUAAGUUUGGAGGAAGUACCCUAUUAGUUCUUUUCGAGCCAGGACGAAUGAAUUUCGACAGCGACUUGGUCGAUAACUCGAAGGGUGCCUUGGAGACCUUGAUCCGCGUGGGAAUGUCCAUCGGCCACAGCCCGAAUGUCUCCCAACAUACCCCCGACAUACGCAAGCCUGGUAAAUGCGUAACUACCCAGGAAAUAGAAGACGCGAACCGCAGAAUCGGGGGACCGGGCCCGUCAUUAAUCCCAGAACCAGCCUCGGAUAUCCGCCUCGACGAAACAAAAUAG